Malaya genurostris is the source of this 662-nucleotide messenger RNA. RefSeq names its product polycomb protein Scm-like. Gene Ontology annotation, biological process: regulation of DNA-templated transcription. The transcript is spliced from 2 exons. Gene Ontology annotation, cellular component: nucleus. The record is from RefSeq and is a predicted model, not a curated record. NCBI's taxonomy places the organism in Eukaryota, Metazoa, Arthropoda, Insecta, Diptera, Culicidae. The coding region runs from base 200 to 535 and encodes 111 amino acids.
AAUAAAAAUUCACGUUCGAUUCACUUGAAAAAUCACGUAAACUGGUUUCAAAUGUCAAAUUGAAUAUUUUACGUGACGAAAAUGAAUGUUAUACGAACAUCCUCUAAAAUGAAUAGAGUCAUCACAUAAGGUUUACGUGAAUUGACCAAACGUCAAACAAUCUACGUGAAUUUCCAGUGUGAAAAACUCGAUUUUGAAAAUGGCGAACAGUGGCCCUCAAAGUUAUGAAAGUUUCCAUGUGUUCGAUUGGAUCGAGUGCCUGCGUGAGUCCGGAAGUGUGCCCGCUCCUGCCGAAUGCUUCAAACAGGCCGUUGGUCCACCGAAAAACGAGUUCAAAAUCGGUAUGAAGCUAGAGACACUGGACCCAUGUAAUGGGAUCUCAACCUGCAUCGGUAGUGUUGUGGAAGUUCUCGGAUCUCGACUUCGGCUUCAGUUGGAUGGCAGUGACAACACAACGAUUUCUGGAGGCUUGUCGAUUCGAGAUCCCACGACGUUAUUAGUUGCUUUUCAUUUUUUAUUUAAAAUUCCAUGCUGAUUUUCUAAAAUAAAUGUUUUGUUUUGCAUGUCAUUUUGCAUUCUUUAGAUUUAUAUAAAAAUCUGAAAUUUCCCUUUUUUCUUCAACCAAUAUAUGAAAUAGUGUUUCUUUUAUAUCUAAAUUUGAU